This is a messenger RNA of Nyctereutes procyonoides (raccoon dog), 1143 nucleotides long. RefSeq names its product skin secretory protein xP2-like. Lineage: Eukaryota; Metazoa; Chordata; Mammalia; Carnivora; Canidae. The record is from RefSeq and is a predicted model, not a curated record. Bases 1 to 1143 code for a protein of 380 amino acids. The transcript has 5 exons.
AUGGCCCAGUGGUGUCACUUCGAGACCGUUACACGGAGCAUUCGGCACAUAACCUCCCAGGACCGCGUCUGCGACUCUGCUGAGCGUUGCGGGAUCCAGGGUUCGAGUCCCGCUACUGCCGAGCCGCGCUGGGCGAGGGGUUGGCUGCGCGGCAGGUGUUGCGUUGAGGGCUCUGCGGCUGCUGUGAGCAUCCGGGGAGCUGCCUAUGUUUCUCUGCAGUCGGCGCCCGGGACAGCUCAGUUCUGCGCCCCCGAGUGUCUCCGCGUGGAUGAGUCCCUCCCGCCGGAGAGGCUGGAGAGCCCUGCCCGGCGGCCCGCGCCUGGCUCCGCACCGGCUCCACACCCGGCCCUGGGGCCGGCACCCGGGGCUUUGCUGGGUGGCCUGCAGGCCAAGCUCCAUCUGGGCUGGAGGCCUCCUCGGCUGCCCCCGAAGGACACCCCAGCUGCAUCCCUGCGCCUCCCCUUUACUUCCGACGAUAAUCCCUUCCGGUCCUUCCCAAACCCAAAUUCCAGGGGGAAGCCUCCCAUUUGCGCUCCGGCCAGAGGGGAGGGAGCCCGUGGCCCUGGGCGCAAGGGGAAGGCGGCCCGGCCCUACUGGCGGGAAGGGCCCGCUCGGUCCCUGGAGGAGCAGAGCCGCGUGCUGGUGAGCACAGCCCGGUCCGGUGGUCCCGUGAGCGCCGAGGGCACGGGCUUGUCUGCAGAGGGAACACGACAAAGAGGACUGUCGCGGGGGGCGGCGGGCGCGGGCCCGGCCUCCCCACCGGCCGCCCAGGCUGAGUGUGCGACGGCCGCCGCUAGGCGGGGUGGGCGCGGGACAGCACCCCCGGGGGCGCCGGGACGCCGCGGCUGGCCCUUUCCUUCCACCCCCGCCCAAGCCGGGCCUCGACGAACCUUCGGGAACGCGGGCGGGGCGGGGCGCAUGCGCGGCGUCAGGGCCGGGCGGAAGUGUACGUCGCCGUGCCGCCGCCGCGUGACGCACUUCCUGUUUGUUGUCGAGAAAGGAGAGAAAGGAAAGCGCGAGGAGCUGCCGCUGCCACCGCCGCCGCUGCCAGCGCCGCCGUGCCGGAGCCGAGGGGACCCGGGCCGCCGCCCCGCCGCGCCUCCUGCCCGCCGCCGGCUCCCUGUCCUGGGGUUUGGGACUUAA